GAUCAGUUAUUUCAAAGAAGCUGAGUAGGACACCGCACAAUAAGAUGGCUGCUGCAGCAGAUUCUAGAUAUGGACCGAAGGAUGCAUCUGAUCAGAACUUCGAUUACAUGUUCAAGCUUCUUAUUAUUGGAAACAGCAGCGUGGGAAAAACAUCUUUCCUGUUCAGAUAUGCAGAUGACACAUUCACAUCAGCCUUUGUCAGCACUGUUGGUAUUGACUUCAAAGUGAAGACUGUUUACAGAAAUGAUAAAAGAGUCAAAUUGCAGAUUUGGGAUACAGCUGGUCAGGAGCGAUACAGAACCAUCACUACUGCUUAUUACAGAGGAGCCAUGGGCUUCAUCCUCAUGUAUGACAUUGCCAAUCAAGAGUCCUUUAAUGCAGUGCAAGACUGGGCCACCCAAAUCAAAACCUACUCAUGGGACAAUGCGCAAGUCAUCCUUGUUGGAAAUAAAUGUGAUAUGGAGGACGAACGCGUAAUUCCUGUUGAGAAAGGAAAACAUCUGGCUGAUCAGCUGGGAUUUGAAUUUUUUGAGGUCAGUGCCAAAGAAAACAUCAAUGUCAAGCAGGUCUUUGAACGUCUAGUAGACAUCAUAUGUGAGAAAAUGUCGGAAAGCCUGGAUUCUGAUCCUUCAAUGGCCAGCGGCAGCAAGCACACAAGGUUGACAGACAACGCACCAUCAAUGCAGCAGAACUGUGCCUGCUAGUGAUCUCUCACUUUGGUGACCUCUAACCUUUCUGUGCUUUUUUUCAGUUUCUCUUUAUAGUUGCAUGUGGUAUGGA
Molecule: messenger RNA, 780 nt
Organism: Hemiscyllium ocellatum (epaulette shark)
Lineage: Eukaryota; Metazoa; Chordata; Chondrichthyes; Orectolobiformes; Hemiscylliidae
Gene: rab3b
Product: RAB3B, member RAS oncogene family
Exons: 5
Coding region: 45-704 (219 amino acids)
Biological process (GO): protein secretion; regulation of exocytosis; protein localization to plasma membrane
Cellular component (GO): plasma membrane; endosome; synaptic vesicle
Molecular function (GO): GTPase activity; GTP binding
Source: RefSeq, a predicted model, not a curated record